Puntigrus tetrazona (Sumatra barb) is the source of this 9516-nucleotide messenger RNA. It is a transcript of the gene trpm3, whose product is annotated as transient receptor potential cation channel, subfamily M, member 3. The coding region runs from base 331 to 5601 and encodes 1756 amino acids. The transcript is spliced from 26 exons. NCBI's taxonomy places the organism in Eukaryota, Metazoa, Chordata, Actinopteri, Cypriniformes, Cyprinidae. Gene Ontology annotation, molecular function: monoatomic cation channel activity. Gene Ontology annotation, cellular component: membrane. The record is from RefSeq and is a predicted model, not a curated record. Gene Ontology annotation, biological process: protein tetramerization; monoatomic cation transmembrane transport.
CACAGCUACUGUUUCCCAUUCUCCUCUCUUCCACUCAGCUUCGCUCCUCUUCUCUCUGCUCUUCUCCACUCAUUCAGACCGCAUGCUCCCAGUCAUCUCUGGCACUGUUGGGUCUGUGUGGCCAGUGGAAGUGGACCCGGACACCCUGAAGGUGUUUUCCCGAUCCAGUGGAUCUGUGGGGAGGGGAGGGAGGGCCGGGAGGGGGUGCAGGUGAAGAGCUCUGUGUCGGAGGGAAACAGGUUGCGCGGCUUUGCGGCAGGGGCUGAGGAGGGUCAUGCUUCAUGAGUUAAGUGGAUUUCGGACAGAGACCCCUCGCGCAUCGCCGCCCCAAUGUGGGGCCCUUUUCCGGAUGGCGGGAACGUCCGGCCGGGAGCGAUGAACCAGCUGGAUGCUCCUCGGCCACUCAACUGGACCAUACGGAAACUGUGCCAUGCAGCCUUCCUUCCAUCUGUGCGCCUGCUUAAGGCACAGAAAUCAUGGAUAGAAAGAGCUUUCAGCAAGAGAGAAUGUGUGCACAUUAUUGUAAGCACCAAAGACCCCCAUAGGUGCUGUUGUGGCCGUCUAAUUGGCCAACAUGUUGGUCUGCCCCCCAGCAUCUCAUCCAAUCAGAAUGAGAAGUCUGAGCGUGUGCCAAAGAAUGACAGCUUGUCAGAGAAGUGGUCCAUCAGCAAGCACACCCAGCUCAGUCCCACUGACGCCUUUGGAACCAUUGAGUUCCAGGGAGGUGGACACUCCAACAAAGCAAUGUAUGUACGAGUGUCUUACGACACUAAGCCAGACUUACUGCUGCAUCUGAUGACAAAGGAGUGGCAGCUGGAGCUUCCCAAACUGCUCAUCUCUGUUCAUGGAGGACUUCAAAACUUCGAGCUGCAGCCCAAACUCAAGCAAGUCUUCGGCAAGGGUCUCAUCAAGGCGGCCAUGACCACUGGGGCCUGGAUCUUCACUGGAGGAGUUAAUACUGGAGUCAUAAGGCAUGUUGGAGAUGCUCUGAAAGACCACGCUUCCAAAUCAAGAGGGAAGAUCUGUACUAUCGGUAUUGCUCCUUGGGGGAUUGUGGAGAACCAGGAAGACCUGGUGGGCAAAGAUGUGGUCCGGCCGUACCAGACGAUGUCUAACCCUCUUAGUAAGCUAACGGUACUCAACAGCCUACACUCCCACUUCAUUUUGGCUGAUAAUGGCACCACCGGAAAGUAUGGAGCAGAAGUCAAACUGCGCAGACAGCUAGAGAAGCACAUCUCUCUGCAAAAGAUCAACACACGGAUUGGACAGGGUGUUCCAGUGGUGGCUCUGAUAGUGGAGGGGGGUCCUAAUGUGAUCUCUAUCGUGCUUGAGUACCUGAGAGACACUCCUCCUGUGCCUGUGGUGGUGUGUGACGGCAGCGGUCGUGCCUCUGACAUCCUGGCCUUUGGGCAUAAGUACUCAGAGGAGGGCGGAAUCAUAAACGAAUCGUUGAGAGACCAGUUACUAGUCACCAUUCAGAAGACGUUUACAUACAGCCGGACGCAGGCCCAGCAUCUCUUCAUCAUUCUGAUGGAGUGCAUGAAGAAGAAAGAACUGAUAACAGUGUUUCGGAUGGGAUCAGAGGGACACCAGGACAUUGAUCUGGCCAUUCUAACAGCACUUUUGAAAGGGGCCAAUGCAUCAGCUCCAGAUCAACUGAGCCUGGCUUUGGCCUGGAACAGAGUUGACAUCGCUCGAAGCCAGAUCUUCAUUUAUGGACAGCAGUGGCCCGUGGGCUCUCUGGAGCAGUCUAUGCUGGACGCACUGGUGCUGGACAGAGUGGACUUUGUGAAGCUGUUGAUUGAGAAUGGAGUGAGCAUGCACCGCUUCCUGACGCUGUCCAGACUCGAAGAGCUCUAUAAUACGAGGCAUGGUCCAUCCAACACCUUGUACCAUCUUGUCAGAGAUGUGAAAAAGGGUAACCUGCCCCCUGACUACCGCAUCAGCCUGAUUGACAUUGGAUUGGUAAUUGAAUACCUCAUGGGCGGAGCCUAUCGAUGCAAUUACACCAGGAAGAGAUUUCGGACCCUCUAUCACAACCUUUUUGGACCCAAAAGACCAAAAGCCCUGAAGCUGCUUGGAAUGGAGGACGACAUGCCCAUUAGGCGAGGACGUCAGAAGACCACAAGGAAGCGAGAGGAGGAAGUAGACAUUGACCUGGAUGACCCAGAAAUCAAUCACUUCCCUUUCCCUUUCCAUGAGCUGAUGGUUUGGGCAGUGUUGAUGAAGCGGCAGAAGAUGGCCCUGUUCUUCUGGCAGCAUGGCGAGGAGGCCAUGGCUAAAGCGCUGGUGGCCUGUAAGCUUUGUAAAGCCAUGGCCCACGAAGCAUCAGAGAACGACAUGGUAGAUGACAUUUCACAGGAGCUCAAUCAAAACUCAAGGGAGUUUGGUCAGCUGGCUGUUGAGCUGCUCGAUCAGUCGUAUAAGCAGGAUGAACAGAUGGCCAUGAAGCUGCUAACCUACGAGCUGAAGAACUGGAGUAAUGCCACCUGUCUGCAGCUGGCAGUGGCCGCCAAGCACAGGGACUUCAUAGCCCACACCUGUAGCCAGAUGCUUCUCACUGACAUGUGGAUGGGACGUCUGCGUAUGCGCAAAAACUCUGGCCUAAAGGUUAUCUUAGGCCUGCUCCUACCCCCCUCCAUAUUGAGUUUGGAGUUUAAAAAUAAGGACGAGAUGUCAUAUAUGCCUCAGGAUCAGGACACCUACCUGCAGGAGAAGGAUGUGGAUGAACCUGAGAAACAAGCUAAGGAGAAAGAGGAGGAGGACAUGGAGUUCACAGUAAGAUCUUACUGUGAGACGCAGUACAACUCCGUGGCUAUGCUGGGGAACGUCAGUUCAGAAGCGUCGCGUAAGAAACAGGUGGAAGAGGUUCAGAACCGCCAUCGGCUGAUUCCAUUUGGUCGCAAAAUUUACGAGUUUUACAACGCCCCUAUCGUCAAGUUCUGGUUUCACACGCUGGCUUAUGUAGGAUACUUGAUGCUCUUCAACUAUAUUGUUCUGGUGAAGAUGGACCUGUGGCCCUCUCCUCAGGAGUGGAUUGUUAUUGCCUACAUUUUCACGAAUGGUAUCGAGAAGAUGAGAGAGAUCCUGAUGUCAGAGCCAGGGAAGCUCCUGCAGAAGGUCAAAGUGUGGUUGCAGGAGUACUGGAACAUCACUGACCUGAUGGCCAUCCUCAUCUUCUCCAUCGGGAUGGUGCUUCGCCUGCAGGACCCGCCCCUGAUGAGCUACGGGAGGGUCAUUUACUGUGUCAAUAUCAUCUAUUGGUACAUAAGACUGCUUGACAUCUUUGGAGUGAACAAAUACCUGGGUCCAUACGUCAUGAUGAUCGGCAAGAUGAUGAUUGACAUGAUGUAUUUCGUGAUCAUCAUGUUGGUGGUGCUGAUGAGUUUCGGAGUGGCGCGUCAGGCCAUCCUCAAUCCCAAUGAGGACCCGUCCUGGAUGCUGGCACGCAACAUCUUCUUCAUGCCGUAUUGGAUGAUUUACGGAGAGGUGUUUGCCGACCAAAUCGACCAUGUGAAUAGUAGGAAGCUACAGCACAAAGUGAAUGACAAACUCUGGCUGGUCGAAAAUUACAUUCGCACUCAAGGAACUGGGCGUAACAGUGGUCCAUCCCAUAUAGCUCCAUGCGGCCAGAACAUCACCACAGAGGAAGGAGUCGUCAUGCCUCUCCCACCCUGCAAAACUGGAGCUUGGAUUGUUCCCGCCAUCAUGGCCUGCUAUUUGCUGGUGGCCAACAUCCUUCUGGUUAAUUUGCUGAUUGCUGUAUUUAAUAACACAUUCUUUGAAGUGAAGUCCAUCUCCAACCAGGUGUGGAAGUUCCAGAGAUACCAGCUGAUCAUGACCUUCCAUGAACGCCCUGUCCUUCCUCCUCCUCUCAUCAUUUUCAGCCACAUAACUAUGGUCCUCAAACACCUUUGCUGUCGCUGGAGGAAACAUGAUGAGGAUGAACGGGAUUAUGGGCUGAAGCUCUUCAUUACUGAAGAUGAACUGAAGAAGGUACAUGACUUUGAAGAGCAGUGCAUGGAGGAGUACUUCAGGGAGAAAGAUGACCGCUUCAAUUCUUCCAAUGAUGAGAGGAUUCGUGUGACAUCUGAAAGGGUGGAGAACAUGGCGAUGCGUCUGGAAGAAGUCAACGAGAGGGAACAUUUCAUGAAAGCGUCCCUGCAGACUGUGGAUAUCCGGCUCGCGCAGAUGGAGGAGAUGAUCGGCCGCAUCGCUGUGGCACUGGAGCGAGUUGCUGGUAUGGAUCGGGGUGAAGUCAACAAAGCUCGAUCCAGGACAUCAUCUGACUGCACAGAUACAAAUUACAUCCUGCGCCAGAGCAGUUUCAACAGCCAAGAAGGCAAUUCCUACCGGCUGCAAGAGUCUCUGGAGCAGGGUGGCGAGGAAUCCAUUUCCCCUACAUCUCCGACCGCCCUGGCCCCACGUGUCCGCAGUCACUCCUUCUACGUAAGCCACACCUCCAAAGACAGGAGCGGGGGAGAUCGAGGUGAAGGCUUUUUUAAAGACAAGCUGUUCAGCCUCCAUCGAGCCAACAGCUCACAGUCUGUGUCCUCAGGAGCAGGUCCCAAAGAGUCCAAGCCCACACCUUUGAAUACUUUAUCAGUGCAGCAGCAGCUUCGUCCAUCUUCCUGCAUAGACAUCUACGUUUCUGCCUCAGAGGACGUCCCACCCACAGAGAGCUUCUUGGAGCCUGUCCGGACAGUUCCAACACUCGCUCGAGAUUCAUCUCUCCAUUCUGAGAUCAUGGAGGUGGUGCUCUCGGGGGGGCGGGACUGCAGCGGAAGGGCAGGGGGCAGCGAAAGACAGUCGGAUGGUACGGUCCUGUUUGAGGACAGCGCCGCUGCUGACCUUUCGCUCUGCUCUGCCCACCUGCUGCCGGAUACCUUGCCCCCCUGGGACCUGGAUCCCUCGCCGCCACCAUCAGCUGGUGUUCUCGAGCGUUCCAAGAGCAGCCGCUUCCUGUCUGCAGCAGGGCCUCUGUUUCUGGACGAGUCGCCAUUGGUCAAGUCGCACAGUCUGAUGUUCACGUCACGUGGCUACUACGGCGGCAUGGGCGUGCAGGUGAAGGCGGCCGAAUAUACCAGCAUAACAGAUUGCAUUGACACCCGUUGUGUCUCUACCCCUUACCCUGUCCCAGAGAGGUCUGACUCCCCUGGAGGCUCUUUCACGUUCGAUAAGCCACAAGACCUGGGCGUCUCGCACCCCGAGAGAGACGCCGAGCUCAGUCACGCAGAAUCCGAUCCAGAGGAACACGCAGAGGGCUCAGCAGACACAGGUAAGGGCUGUCAAAGCAGCAGUGGGGGAAUAGGCGCAGACAUGGGCUUGGGCCUCGCUCUGGGCCCUUUUUGUUCACCGAUAUCUAGACUAGAGCGAGCAAACAGCUGCUCCUCUUCGGAGGAGUCCCAUUCCAACAUCUACUCCCGAAAGAGCUUCUCCAUUAGUGAGAGGAUGGACAAGGGCCGCGGAAGCUCAAGGAAUCCUUUCCAGAAGGCCAGAGCCGGGGCAAGGCUGGAGGGUAAGACAGACUCUCUGUCCAUGAGGAAACUGGCCAAACCCUCGGCAUUCCGAAGUUUUGACAGCAGACACAAUUACACGUGAUGAUGGCAUACCAGUAGUGAUGCCACUGUAGAUCUAGUUCCUGUAGGAUGGCUCUACCUCGUUUAAAAUCCAAGGGCCAGUCCGUUAAUUAGUACUGUCUGAGUGAGUAAUUAGCCGUACACUGGAAUGUUUUAUCAUGGGUAUCAACUUUUCUGUUAUAACACUGCAGUACAAAGUGUUCUUUAGAAUUCAUAGACUCAGAAGAUUGACCACUGCCCUUAGGUCAACAUCAUUUCCAAGUUGAGGCAAAAACCUUGAGAUUAAGGGCCUGUUAACACUGAGAUGAAUGUUCGGUAUGAAAAAAAAAUGUCAUUUGAGUGAAUAGUUGUUAAUGCAGAAUUAAAUUUUUAUCUUUUUCAAAGCACUGCAAAAAAACAACAAAAACACUGGCCAACCAAUAAGCUUUUUGGUUACAUAAACUUCAGGGGUGGUCACAAUACACUUUUCAUUCCACUGACUUCCAUUCAUACUCAAGCGAAUGAACACUCAAACAACAUUUGCUGCCUUCAAAAGUUUAAAAUUGGUCAACUUUGAUAUGCGACCAAAAGAAGAUCACAACCUAACAGCAUGACCUCGCAGCUGAAUUAAAAGAACGUACUUUUUUGAAGCUUUGAAUUUAGAUUUUUUUAAAAACACUUCAGCAUGUGACAUAUCGCAACACUUGUAAUGUCUGAAGAAAUUUUGUAUGCUCGUAAUUUUGUGACCUCUGCUUUAGUCGCACUUGGAAAUAGACUAUUUUACAGAUCCUUUCGCUGGUAUUUAAUGUUGAUUUGAAACCAACUCUUGCACCACAGCAAUUUAAAAAGAAAAUUGAAUGGCUGUUUGAAAACAUUGACUGUGUGACAGGUGAGCUUCAUAAAUGUUUAUUAAAAAAGCAUGUACCAGGGUAACAUUUCUCCUUGUGUAUAAGCGCCACCUACUGUCAGGGAGUGAUUUUGUAUUUUUAUUCAGCCUACCUGCCUUUUUUUUCGCUUAGGUCUGAACAGACAAAUUGCACUUGCAGCUGAUUUUUUGUGCUGAACAUUUGUGUUGGUGUGAACAGGCCUUAACACAACCUUGCAAUGCAACUAACUGUUUUAGCUUAGAUGAGUCACCCUCGACACAACAUGAAUCAUGCUCUGUUCAAAGACUGUCUAUCUCCUACAGGCCAGAUAGGGUGAUGGUUUCAUUCCAAAACAAUUAAACGUAAAUAAAAACAGGACUUUGACAGUUACAAAAAAUGUGAUGCUCAAGUUUGUUGUGUACACAAAGAUUUGUUCUGUCAACCCACACACAGAUUAGUUAAAUAUACACACGGUAAUUCCCUAAAAUGAUUGAAUGCAGAGUAUAAUUGGUUUCGUGAUGACAAGAUUAACCUUUUAGAGCCGUGAAAUACUUCGCGACCCACGUGGCUGUAUACAUAUGCAUUCAAAAAGCUUCAUACAGCGGAGAGUAACGUUAAAUUGGGUGUCUGAACACUGCAUAAGUUCGUGCACAAUUUUCAUGCUCACUAUUAAGCAGAUAACAAAGCUCACAGCAUUAAAUGAUCAUGUUUUGUCUUUGUAGUCUGUAUUGUUCAAAAUAUAUCACAGCAGGAUACCCAUUUGAGUAUAUUUCAAUAAAAGUAACCAGCCGAACCCUAUACUAACAGCACGUUUGGUAAGGAAUGCUAGUUUACUGCUAACUGCACUGUAUACUACAUACUAUUUAUUAAUAGUAUGUGAAAGUAUAUGAUGAUAAAUGUUUUAAACAGUAGUGUGCUGCAUUGUUGUCACAAAACAUUUUUAUUUGGAAAUACCGGUUUAACUCAAUUUUACGUCCGAAUGUUAAAACUCCAAAUGAACAGUCAAGCACAUUGACUUGUCGGCUACGGUAUUAUGCAGUGUGUUCAGGUUGUAUCCCGCAGGUAGCAGGUCAUUUAAGUAUUCCCUUUCAUCCAAAAUAAAAAAAAAAAAAAAAGUUCUGCAGUGGUAAAAUAUAGAGUAGUGCGAUAGUGUGCCGUUCCAAACACUUUUCAGACUGUUGCAAAUGCAUAGAGAACCUCUCACAAACGGAUUUAAUAGCAAAAAGCCUGGUUGUCUUGAUAUAAGUGUAUGUUGUUUUACACAGAACAGGUAAUAUAUGUUGACUUGCUAUGCAAGACGCCACAGAGAGCCGGUCAGUAAGAAGUGUUAUGCACUUUAAAGCAGGAGUUCAUUAUGCACACCAGUCUCAUCACUAAUCAACCUGAUAGUUGAUUAACAGCGUUUCAUUUCAAAAGAGAUUAAAAGCACAUCAGUGCGAUUGAGACAGGGACCCAUUCAAUGUUAAAAAUGUCUAUGUUAACGUUUUGGAAGGAUAUGAUAAACACUAAUACAUGAUAUUCUUUCUAUUUACAGCAAGUUAUAUGCCUUGACAAUUUUCUUCCUCUUUUAUUGUUAAUCAAGAUAAAUAAAUAUAUAUAUAUAUAUAUAUAUAUAUAUAAAUGUUUGGUUUAUUUUAUAAUGAUCAAAUGAUCAUAGUGGGCAUUCGGAAGGGUAAAGAUAUCUGACGUCUUUUUUUAAAAAAUUGCAUAUAAAUCAAUCACUUUAAUUGAAGUAGAACAAUUACUACUCGACAAUAUACUGUUUUAAAUUGCAGUUUAACUUAAAUCAAAGGAAACCGCGCAGUUUAAAGCAAUACACACGUGUGCUUUGUACCUCCGCCAUAAAUCUAGUGUGCUAUUUAAUGUAGUCACUUUUUAGCAACCAAAUUACUCCAGCCAUUCCCUUUCCACCACACGUAUCACUCAUAAGAUGUAUUUUAUUUGCCUUACCGAUGUGCAAUACUGCUAAGAGUUUGAAAACGUUUUAUUAGAGUCACAGUGUUCUGAGAUGUAGAAACGUACACUUGGUGUUAGAGCUUGUAUGCGAAUCAAAAGCAAAUACUAAAAGACAUGAUUUCAUUUUUUGUGCAUAGCGGUCAUUUGAAUCACUGUGGUUUUUAAAUAUCCAAUCAUCUUAAUAUCAAUAUCAGUACGACGUUCACUAUCCUGAUCAGAUUUGCUUCAUUUUGUGUGAUUUCAAGCUUGAUUUACUGUUUGGGCCUGCUCUCCUUCACAGGAGUCUUCACUAACACUUCUACAAGGUGAUUAUACUGCAAUGAGCCUUAAAACUGAGGUGUAAUGAACACGCGAACAAUACAUGGGCCCUUAAAACAUGUCCAUGCUGUAUUAUUUUGGAUAGUGUCUUUUAACAAACCCUCUUGUUGGACUGGUUCCAGCAAAAGAUGAUGGAGAGGGCAUUUAAUUAAAUGUAAGUUACUGAAUGCAAGUUUAUCUCACUCUUUGUUUUGCUCUCUUGUUAAAGAGGUUUUGUUUGGGAUAGAAGAGCGAGCAUAUUUAUGACACUCUGUUUUUCCACAUGUAAAUGUUCUGUAUAUGAGCUGUAAAUCUUUCUGUGGAUGUAAAAAAACCGAGUUUAAUAUAAUGAUAGGAUUUUACGAGAACGUUUCUGUGUCUGAUAGAAGACAUUACACUAUGACAACCUACCCAGUGUGCCAAAAUGACAUGAUGACUUAUAACUUUAUGUACAGUAUUUUCUUAAUAUUUUCCUAUACUGUAGCAUAAAAGGUUGUGAAUUGUAUACCACUUUAGUCAAGUUUUCCCCUCCACUUCUUUUUAAACUUAUCGGUGAGCACUUGUCUGCUAACAAGUCCAAGCACAUGUUUUCUGCAAUAAUGCUGUAGUUUGAACGGAAAGGUCUUAGAUUAUUUAGUGUCUUUAAAAUGCAUGUUGUUCUUCCAAAAGAUAAGAGCUGAGAGAUGAGAGAACGGGGAGCGGGAUCCGAGGACUCUUGUCCUACAGUAGAAAGCUAAGUAUUUGGAUGCAAAUACAAAUGUGUAUACUGUAUUCCUCAAUGUGAAUAAGAUGUUUGGCAUGUAUUAACAAAUAAAAGAAUAUAUAUAUAUAAUUCAAAA